CAGAAUCAAUAAAGUACUUUUUUAGUUAUAUUUUACACGUGUGUCGUUAUAGGUUUGAAAUAUCGAGUGCAGUUGGCGAAAAUAUUUAGAUAAAUAAUUGAACAACAUAAUAAAUUUAUCUAAAUAUCCCCGAAACAUUUUUUUAUUUUCUCUUUUUAUAAGGUAAUGGAUUAUCCCUGAAAAUGCCCCCGCGACUAUCGGCGCGAAGACUCUUCCUCCUCCUCCUCUUCUUAUUCAGCGUCUCGUUGCUGAUCUCCAUCCACCAACGUUUCUCUUGGAUCCACGUCCAUCUUCAGGAAGAUGACGCUACGGUGGACUCUCCCUCGAUGGAUCCCGAAUCGAACCGAUUGGAUAUCGGCGCGGCCGAUAGCGAGGAAGAGAUGGGGGAACAACCGACGGCGCGAGAACAUCGAGGCAAGCCGUGGUUUAUGAGCGGCGGCACCGAGUUCCCCGGGAACUACAAGGGACCGCCGAGGUUGUUCCCCGAUCAGGCCGACGGGGAUAGAAUUCUUGAACAGCUCAUGUACGUUCCGGAGGAUUAUCAAGGAUAUGAUACGCCCGAAAAAGUAAUUCUAGCCUACAACGGGUUAGGGACGUGGAAUCAAAAAUCGGGAUCGGGCACUUUUCAUGGCUGUCCAGUUAGCAGGUGUUCUCUAACAGAUGACAGAAGCAAAGCGACUGACGCCGACGCCAUCUUGUACAAGGACCAUUUUAUACAUCCCGGGGUCGUUCGACCCAUGAAACAAAUAUGGAUAAUUUACUUUUUGGAAUGUCCUUACCAUACGCAAAGUGUAAAAUUCGCUGAUCUCAUAAAUUGGACUGCCACCUACAGGCGGGACAGCGACCUUGUUGCCCCGUACGAAAGAUGGACCUAUUUCGAUCCACAGGUUCGCCAGAAAGAGCAAAAUAAAGAUUUUGCUGAAAAUAAAACGAAAAAAGUUGCCUGGUUCGUAUCGAACUGCGGUGCCCGUAAUGGACGUUUAGCUUAUGCAAGGGAACUUGGCAAAUACAUUCCAGUAGAUAUUUAUGGAACUUGUGGACCUCUCAAGUGUCCCAGGUCGGAUAGGAAAUGUUUCGACACGUUAAAGAAAGAUUACAAAUUUUAUUUGGCGUUCGAAAAUUCGAAUUGCAGAGAUUACGUAACGGAAAAGCUAUUCGUUAAUGGUUUGGGGCAUAACGUGCUUCCUAUAGUGAUGGGUGCUAGACCCGAAGAUUACCAAAAAAGUGCACCUGAAGGUUCCUAUAUACACGUCGAUGAAUUCGACGGUCCCAAAGAACUAGCCGCCUACCUCCACAGACUAGACACCGACAACGCCCUCUAUAACUCGUACUUCAAGUGGAAGGGCACCGGUGAGUUCAUCAACACAUAUUUUUGGUGCCGUUUGUGCGCGAUGAUGCACGCGCCGACCUCGCAACGACAUUACGAGGACGUCAACGAUUGGUGGAGGGGCCCCGGAGUGUGUACUACCAAAUCCUGGAGACACACCGACUUUGUUUAGAUGUUCUACGGAAAUUUUGUUGUCUUCAAAGUCUGAUUCGUAUAUAUUUAAAACAUUGUUUUAUUUGUAGCACUAUUGCGCUUGGAAAACUAGUCAGUUAAGUUUUUAAAGUAAUAUAAACGAUUUAUUAGUUGACAUUUGACGUAUGUAUAACUAUUUUUUGUGAUCUAGAGUAAAUAAAUGACUGUUAGUUUGUAAUUUUGUACUUAAAAGCGGCCAACACGAGGUCAAUAACUGUUUGAUAAAACAUUUAAGUAGAUACCUAUAGAUUUUCGUCAUUCUCCAAACCUUUUUAAGUACAUUUUAUAAUAAUAGUGUAUGGACCGCUUUAGAAUAAUUGCUCAGAUAUUUUGAAGAUUGAAAAUUUCAGAUGAACAUUUAAACGCAAACUGAUGUGUAUACCAAUUGAGUUGUAUAAUUCUAAUUUAUUACUGUUGUUUUUGUUAGUAUUGUAUAUUAUUGACGAUAAUUUAUUAAGUUUUUAUUAUAA
Psylliodes chrysocephalus is the source of this 1989-nucleotide messenger RNA. The record is from the annotation of a GenBank genome assembly. Lineage: Eukaryota; Metazoa; Arthropoda; Insecta; Coleoptera; Chrysomelidae.